GAAAUUGAAGACGGUUCCGUGGAGGGAAGCGGUUCUUGCAGAGUGGGAGGAGGAAAGUGCCGCAGAAAGGAAUUCGGCUAUCGGUCUUUUCCUGCUUCAACACAGACAUCGACGUCUGUUUGAAGAGAUGGGGAAGAAGCAGCGGAAGCCUGGUAAGGGCAAGGAGAAAACAGAAAGGAAAACUGCGAAGGCAGAGGAAAAGAAGGCAAGGAGAGAGAGCAAAAAGGUGUCCAUAGAGGACGACAUAGACGCCAUCUUGGCUAGCAUACAGAAAGAGGAAGCCAAGAAAAAGGAGGUUCAUGUUGAAGAAAACGUCCCUGCCCCUUCUCCCAGAGCUAAUUGCACGUUGAAUAUCAACCCUCUAAAGGAGACAGAGUUGAUACUAUAUGGAGGUGAAUAUUACAAUGGCAAUAAAACAUUUGUAUAUGGUGAUCUUUAUCGAUACAAUGUAGAAAAAUGUGAAUGGAAAUUGAUUUCUAGUCCUAACAGCCCGCCACCUCGUAGUGCUCACCAGGCAAUUGCAUGGAAAGACCACUUAUAUAUUCUUGGUGGUGAGUUUACUUCACCAAAUCAAGAACGCUUCCACCACUAUAAGGAUUUCUGGAUGCUAGAUUUGAAAACAAACCAAUGGGAGCAGCUUCUUUUGAAAGGUUGUCCAAGUGCUCGUUCUGGUCAUCGUAUGGUACUAUACAAGCACAAGCUGAUCAUCUUUGGUGGCUUCUAUGACACUCUUCGUGAAGUUAGGUAUUACAAUGAUUUGCAUGUUUUUGAUCUCGAUCAGUUUAAGUGGCAAGAGAUAAAACCAAAGCCUGGAAGCUUGUGGCCAAGUUCUCGGAGUGGCUUCCAAUUUUUUGUUUUCCAGGAUGAGAUUUUCCUUUAUGGAGGUUACUCGAAAGUUGUAUCAACUGAUAAGAGUGCCUCUGAGAAGGGAGUUGUUCAUGCAGACAUGUGGUCCCUUGAUCCAAGGAGCUGGGAGUGGAACAAAGUUAAGAAGAGUGGGCUGCCUCCUGGUCCUCGUGCUGGCUUUUCUAUGUGUGUGCACAAGAAGCGAGCAUUGCUUUUUGGUGGUGUAGUGGACAUGGAAGUUGAAGAUGAUUCCCUUAUGAGUGUGUUCCUGAAUGAGCUCUACGGGUUCCAGAUGGAUAACCAUAGAUGGUACCCUUUGGAGCUUCGGAUGGGCAAGGCAAAUAAGAAUAAGAUAAUGAGUGGUGGGAGGAUGGAACUGCAACCAAAAAGUGACUCUAAUGGCGAUAAAGAUGUCUAUGAUGAUACUGGAUGUUCUAACUCCAAUUCAAGUAAAUAUGGGAACGGUCAUAAAGCUGAGGAACAUAUUCAGGAAAUUUCUCAUCGUUUCUCUAAUAGUACUUUGGUUGAACAUGUUUCCUGUUCAAGUGUGAGCAGAGAACGUGAUGACAAGCAGAGUGAAAUUUCUGAUGUGAGCACAACAAUCACACAAGAGACACUAAAACCAUGUGGGCGGAUCAAUGCUUGCCUAGCUGUUGCAAAGGAUACGCUGUAUCUUUAUGGUGGUAUGAUGGAGAUCAGGGAUCGUGAGAUUACCUUGAAUGAUCUAUAUGCACUGGAUCUAGCAAAACUUGAUGAGUGGAAAUGCAUAAUACCAGCAUCGGAGUCUCAAUGGGUUGAUAUCAGCGAAGAUGAAGAUGUGGAGGAUACAGACAGUGAAGAAAGUGAAUCUGGGAGUGAUUCUGAUGAGUCUGAAAGUAGUGACCAGGUGGAGGACACGAACUUAGGAAUCGAGGCUGCUGUUGCUAUUCUGACUGGCAAGGGUGUGACUCUUCGUCGGAAGGAAAGACGUGCAAGAAUAGACCAAAUAAGAGCCAACCUUGGCCUUUCAGAAUCACAGAGAACUCCAAUGCCAGGGGAAUCAUUGAGGGAUUUCUACAGGCGAACAAGCUUAUACUGGCAAAUGGCUGCCCAUGAACAUACUCAACACACUGGAAAGGAAUUACGUAAAGAUGGCUUUGAUCUUGCAGAGGCUCGUUACAGGGAGCUCCAACCGAUACUUGUGGAGUUGGCCAGACUGGAAGAGGAGCAGAAGGCAGAGGAAGAAGAGGAUGCAGCAGCCUCCUUGAGAAAGAAAGGCAAAGCAAAAUCCAAGAACUCAUCCUCACAGAAGUAAUCACCACGUUUUUCAAUAGUGAAAAGUUGAGCUUAUCCUUGGAAACCUCCUGUCUUGUCCAUCAAUUUUUCAUGUUCCGAAGCAUCGUGGCGUGUACUUCUGAUAACGUAUUUGUUUCUGUUUCUGAAUUCUCUCUCUCUCUCUCUCUCUAUAUAUAUAUAUAUAUCUAUAUAUAUAUAUAUAUAUAUGUAUAUAUUCCUGAAAUGCUUUCUCUAUUGUACGCAACAAAUUAAUUCUGACUCUUGUAAACAAUUAUUAUUUAUCAAAUAGAAUGUAUUUUUCAGUCA
Messenger RNA from Nymphaea colorata (pocket water lily), 2427 nucleotides. RefSeq lists its product as uncharacterized. The record is from RefSeq and is a predicted model, not a curated record. The transcript has 20 exons. NCBI's taxonomy places the organism in Eukaryota, Viridiplantae, Streptophyta, Magnoliopsida, Nymphaeales, Nymphaeaceae. Gene Ontology annotation, molecular function: protein binding. Bases 128 to 2140 code for a protein of 670 amino acids.